CAGAGAGAGAGGAUCAUGGCCGACAUCUACUAUUAUAUUUUUUGUCGCCUUGUGGCCAUUUUAUACUUACUAACAGGUGUCAGUGGAGACACUUGUUCUCUGUACACCAGAGUGGGAGAUACUGUAAGUCUGUCAUGUACCAAUGUGGUUAAUCAAGACUGCUCCUCAACUACAUGGAACUAUCACAGAACUGGAUUACGGAGUGCUAUUGAAGAGGUUGGACAUGGGAAGAUUAAAACUAACUCAAGGAGAGCAGACAGACUGAAAGUGGCGUCUGACUGUUCUCUACACAUUAGUGCUGUCAGAGCUGAGGAUGCUGGAAAGUACAUCUGUCAACAAUUCCUUAGUAAUGGAUCACAACAUGGAGUGGAUGCUCCUGUUCAUCUGUCUGUUCUAACCAACUCCUUGUCAACACCAGUGACAGAUGUAAAGCCUGAUAGACCAGUAACAUUAAGGUGCUUUCUGUACACAUAUGAUGGACCUGGGAUAUGUUCAGAUGGUGUUACAGAACAAGUUAGUCUCCUCUGGCUGAAUGAGACAAGUAAUAAGCUGGAAAAUUACUCCAGACACCAGGUCACACAAACAUCUGACUGUGACAUCACUCUGACUGUGACUCUCCAGAAGGAGGACAACAACAGGAAGUGGACAUGUCAGCUGAAUAUUAAUGAAAAGGAGAUCUCCAUUGAUUUCACCUUCAUGGUCCCAGGAAUUACAUACUCUACUCAAGGACCAGCCUGGUCACCAACUUCCCCACAUUCUGAAAAAUCUCCCUAUGUAAAUCGGAUGUAUGUGUUUGUGGGAGUGGCUAUGGGAGUGGCUGUGGUAGUGGCUGUUUGUGUUGUAGCUGCUGUCAUCAUAUUACACAGGAGAAAGAAGAAUCAAAUACCAGCUUAUGGAGGCCCUGCCAGAAACAAAGAUUUGGGUCUGACUGCAGUAAACUCUACCAGCCCACCAGCCAAUGAAGACAGGAGUUAACCUGCUGACUGUAUCACCUAUGCCUCCAUCGGACAUAUCGACUGAGAUCCUCCUCAAAACGUUGAUGUAAGUGAAGCUAUAUAGCUAUACAAGGUGAGAAUGCAGUGACCUAUUCUGCAGUUAUGACCUCUACUGACAGAGGAAGAGAGACAGAGAACCCUGCUGACCCCAACUCCCUCUAUUCUACUGUCAAUAAAGGAGCCAUCAAGACAUCAACAUAAGGACUAUAUUUUACAUUUAAAUUUUAGUCCUUUAGCAGACGUUCUGAUCCAGAGCAACUUGUAGUAUGUGCAUACAUUUCAAGUAAGGUGAAACAGCCACACAGCUUAGUAGUGAGUGGAUACUAAUCAGCAAAUUAGUUAUUGGUAGAAGUCAGUGCUGGGAAUUAAAUCGUACACAUUAUACAGGUUUCUGCUCUACUAGUGUAACUGGGUUGAUUAGGUUUCACUGAACAAAUAUGUAAUGAAUGUUCCGGUAUUGUUACUGGCUGGUUUAAGCCAGAUGACAAUAAGGCACAUUCUUAUUGGCCCCGCUUGCACAUCAAGGGAGGUUGCAAACAUCUAAAUCUUUCCCAUCUCAUAUUGCUAUGCAAGUGAUUGGUCCAGUUCCAAAAUACUGCUUUAUUAUUUUAUAUUUACAGUG
Molecule: messenger RNA, 1617 nt
Organism: Esox lucius (northern pike)
Lineage: Eukaryota; Metazoa; Chordata; Actinopteri; Esociformes; Esocidae
Exons: 8
Coding region: 16-975 (319 amino acids)
Biological process (GO): interleukin-15-mediated signaling pathway; positive regulation of ERK1 and ERK2 cascade; T cell activation
Cellular component (GO): external side of plasma membrane; membrane raft
Molecular function (GO): MHC class II protein binding; protein tyrosine kinase binding
Source: RefSeq, a predicted model, not a curated record